Doryrhamphus excisus (bluestripe pipefish) is the source of this 2197-nucleotide messenger RNA. NCBI's taxonomy places the organism in Eukaryota, Metazoa, Chordata, Actinopteri, Syngnathiformes, Syngnathidae. The record is from RefSeq and is a predicted model, not a curated record.
UUAACGCACUCAACCCCCCCUCGCUGACACCCCUGACAUGCUAUUUGACACCCCCUCUGAGUCUGCCUUAAUGUAAUGAUAGCAAACUGGACAUUAGAGCUGGGCCGAUACAUCCAAAUGGCGAUAUUACCGAUACAAGGAUGUUAUCGGUAGUAGAUCGAUACCCACGUGAUGAGAUGGAUAUUUGUCAGUUAUAUUGUGUGUUUAUUUUCCACAAGCAGUUCUGAUGGAGGCGUUGGCUUUCAGAAGAAGUUCUCAGGCGGAUGAGGGAUGCCCAAGGGUCCGGCAGCUCCAAGAAACCUCCAUCCCAGCAAGACGGCAACAAAACAUCAAGUUUAAAAUCACCCAGAGCCUCGACGACAGAAGUACAAGAAGAAAUCCGUAGAAAUUUUGAGAACCAGCAGGCCUUGGUGCAGGACCAGUUGGCCAGACUUGCUCAGAGGGAGAGGGAGACUGCAGCCACUGUGGGGUUGGAUGACCUGAGCCCCGCCCUCAUCAUCGAGAAAGGGAAGGCUUGGGAAGAACACGAAAAGGCUAAGAUGCUGCCUGCCGAUUUAGAUGCCUGGGCCAGACAACUGGAGAGGAAAGAACAAGAAUUGGCCAGCAUUUCCAGCUUCUACAAAGAUCAACUAGAGAUACUGGAAAAGAAGAACCUGGACUCUUACCAACAGACGGCUGACCAGUACGACCAGGCGGCCACCAAAGCUGAGGCGAAAAUCAGCUGUAAGCAUCAGCACCAGCACCAGCAUCAGCAUCAGCACCAGCAUCAGCACCAGCAUCAGCAUCAGCACCAGCAUCAGCACCAGCAUCAGCAUCAGCACCAGCAUCAGCACCAGCAUCACCAGCAGUCCUGCUCUUUUUUAAAACGGUGGAAUCAGAGAGGCUGCAGUCUGCUUAAGGGAAAACAGAAGCAGCGUGAUGUCCCAAAAAGAACAUGUUUUCCUUCGGGAUGGCAGAGCUCAAAGCUCACCUGCUGACAAAAAAAAGCAUGCGAGUUUCAUUCCAGGCUGAAAUGAUGCCAAACUGGCGCCGCCACAGUCUGCAAGCUGUGCCAAUUUACACCGCGUUGUAGCGCCUUGUCCCCCCGGUCGAGGGGGGGCGGUCCAGCUCACGGUCCCUUUGCUUUAUAUGACAAUAAUGAUCGCAUGGCUAAUAUAGACAACUUUUUUAGGAAUGUUUUUGCUAUUUGCGUGUACUUGUACACAAUCAUAUAGCCAGAAAAAGAAAACAGGAACGGAAAGUUUAUUUUGCCAUUUUCGCAUUGUGUUGCUACCCUCUACUAUUCAUAAGCGUUCAUUGCCGUCAAUUGAAUCCAAUUCAAGCCCAAAAUGUAGUCGGCAUGAUGACGUUAAGCAGGUUUUGUUGCUGACUGUCAACCGCUGUAUGGACGAGGUGGAGGAGGUUACAAGUUCACUUCAGCGCAAUUUUGCCGAAGGAAGAGCACAAUCUGCUGUUUAUGAUUAUUUAUGAUUUAUUAUAUAUUUGACAAUCCCGUCCACUCACACGGACAUGCUUGGUAUUCAGGCGGCUGCGUGCUAGUCAUGUUCUGUCGCCGUCUGGGCAGCGUUUCAUUGUGCUGUGGUCACUGUCAUUUCACAGUAUUUCACAGUACACCGUGAAAUACCAGACAGUAAUUAUUCUAUUUACUCCAAGCUGAAGGAUGAGCCGCUUGUGGAAGGCUGAGGACGAGGCUGCCGUAUUAUUUGUGUUACUGUACUUUUUUAUCUCGCAUCCUGCUGGUCCUCAGCUACAAUUCACGCUCCUGUCAUUUUCACUUUCCAAUUAGUUACGAAUUUUUAAUCUUACUUGGUUUCUUUGUCAAAUGUUAUAGAUGUUUGUCUUUGUUUUUGGCUGCUUGGACUUUCAGAGCAUCUGUCUUCUGUUUAUUGGAAGAAAAUAUAGAAAAGUCAGUUGUGUAAGUAAGAAGUUUUGCUCACCAGCUCAACUGGUACUGUACGUGCGGCGUAAACUAUGCCAACUCAUUGGUCUAGCACAGGGGUGGGCAAACUACGGCCCGGGGGCCACAUCCGGCCCGCCAAGUGUUUGAAUACGGCCCGCCCAAUCUUUCAAAAAUAUUGAAUUUAAAGUCAACAUACAACCUGGCAUCAUGGCCUGAGCCAACCUUUUGAUGGUUGUAUCAAUUUCGUUGUUUGACAUGGUCUGUUGUUUACAAAGUGCUCCUGAAAAAAGAGACACA